AUGUCUUCGAGUGCUCCAGCUGAUACUCUUCAAACUCCAGGUUAUAUCUCUGGUGGUCAAAUUGCAAGCACUGGAGAUAGUCUUGUCGGCCAGUCGAAUGGGACAAUGAUCUUUGUAGGACUGCAAUACAGACUAGGACCGCUUGGCUUUCUAUCCGGAAACGAUGUUAAGAAGGAUGGGACAGCCAAUGCUGGCCUCCUGGACCAGAGAAUGGCUCUCAAGUGGAUUCGAUCCAACAUUCACAUAUUUGGGGGCGAUCCUAACCGCGUUACUAUCUCUGGGGGUAGCGCGGGAGGGGGGUCUGUCACUAUGCAGAUGGUGAUGUACGGUGGAUCAGAGGAAGCACCAUUUCAAGCAGCGAUUCCAGAGUUUCCGUGGUGGACCCCGCUAUACGACAACGGGUGGCAGCAACAACAGUAUCGAGAAUUCUUGAGGGCAGCUAGAUGCUCUUCAUUGAAGUGUUUGCGAGACGCCUCACUUUCCCGCAUACGUUCAGCUACAGAGACUGCAUUCAGAACAGCCUAUCACCACAAAGAUUAUGCAUUCGGAACAUUUUACUGGGGACCGGUGGUCGAUGGACACGUCAUCCCCGACCAUCCUGCUCGCCAAUUUAGAAAUGGGCAUUUCACGAAAGUCCCCGUCAUGACAUAUCGAAACUUUGACGAAGGAUUCCUGUUCACCAACUUCUCACUGGCGUCAGAAAGCGAGGUUAUGUCUGAUCUCACCUCUCUAUGGCACGACUCGGACGGCUUCUUUGCUGAGACUGUAUCGAUGCUCUAUCCUACGAGUCUUUACAAUCGAACCCACCUCGACGCCUUGACUAUUUACCCCGAGGUUCGGGAGGCUGGGAUUCUGGAAUCCCCUCUUUCGGACUCUUUCGUGAAGCGGUCCGCUAUCAUUGGCGACGCUCUAGUGAAUUGCCCAACCAGACAUAUUGCUAGGUCAGUAGUCAAGCAUGGUCAACCGGCCUACAAGCUCGUCUUCGACGCAGGCUACCAGUUUCACGGAACUACGGAUUAUUAUUUGUACAGUAGUGUGACGAAUGCCGAUGGCUCGAAUGGAGGAGAUUUCUCUUUUCCUGGAAACGCCACCUUGGCCAAGAUCAUGCGAGGCUACUAUAUUUCCUUCGCUCUCAACCACGACCCCAAUGGCGACGGCGACAAAACAGCGAAGCCUUUGUGGCCUAAAUAUCAAGAGGAAGACUCCGAAGUUCUUUGGGUUGGGUACACAGAUAUCGAGGGUCGCGCUGAUCCGGACAACUCGGCCAAUUGCCAGUUCCUGCUGAACACACGUGGUACAAACUGCGGCCUGGUUGAGGACUGGUAA
Colletotrichum siamense is the source of this 1326-nucleotide messenger RNA. RefSeq names its product Carboxylesterase patB (gene patB-1). Bases 1 to 1326 code for a protein of 441 amino acids. The transcript has 3 exons. Lineage: Eukaryota; Fungi; Ascomycota; Sordariomycetes; Glomerellales; Glomerellaceae. The record is from RefSeq and is a predicted model, not a curated record.